Molecule: messenger RNA, 1794 nt
Organism: Cuscuta epithymum
Lineage: Eukaryota; Viridiplantae; Streptophyta; Magnoliopsida; Solanales; Convolvulaceae
Source: the annotation of a GenBank genome assembly
GAACCAAACCAAUUAAGCACCCUCCACCACUCCCCAUUUCUCUCUUGGGAACCACAAUGGCUUUCUUCCUUUCUUUCUUUAUGCUCAUUUCUGGGGUUUGUUUCCUCAGUGCAGCUUUACUAAAGUGGAAUGAUGUUAGGUACAGGAAGAAAAGCUUGCCUCCUGGCACUAUGGGUUGGCCUGUUUUUGGUGAGACAUCUGAGUUUCUAAAACUAGGCCCCAACUUCAUGAAGAACCAGAGAGCAAGAUAUGGUUGGUUUUUCAAAUCACACAUAUUAGGGUGCCCGACCAUUGUAUCAAUGGAUCCAGAGGUGAACAGAUACAUACUUGGGAAUGAGGCGAAAGGGCUGGUUCCCGGGUACCCAAAGUCAAUGCUGGACAUUCUGGGAAAAUGCAACAUUGCAGCUGUUCAUGGGGCUGCUCACAAGAACAUGAGAGGGGCUUUGCUCUCCCUCAUUAGCCCCACCAUGAUCAGACACACCCUUUUGCCCAAAAUUGAUGAGUUCAUGAGAUCCCACGUCACCUCCUGGGAUUCCCACGUCAUCGACAUUCAACAGAUGACCAACAAGAUGGCAUUUCUUUCCGCUCUGAAGCAAAUAGCUGGCAUUGAGGCAAGCUCCAUUGCUGAAGAAUUUAUGUCCGAGUUCUCGAAGCUCGUACUAGGAACACUUUCUCUCCCCAUUAAUCUCCCAAACACCAAUUACCGUCGUGGGGUCCAGGCAAGGAAAAACAUAGUUUGCAUGUUGGAAAAGUUGAUAAAGGAAAGAAGGUCAGCGGAAAGGAGACAAGAAGACAUGUUGGGAUUGCUGUUGAUGAAUCAAGAGGAAAAUAGAUACAAACUAAGUGAUGAUGAGAUGAUUGAUCUAAUCAUAACAAUACUAUACUCUGGUUAUGAAACUGUUUCCACCACUUCUAUGAUGGCUGUCAAGUAUCUCCAUGAUCAUCCCCUUGCUCUCCAAGAGCUAAGGAACGAGCAUUUGGCGAUUAGAGAAAAGAAAGGACCGAACGACCCGAUUGACCACGACGACUACAAAUCGAUGCGAUUUACGCGCGCGGUGAUCUUUGAGACGUCGCGGCUAGCUACAAUAGUGAACGGAGUGCUGAGGAAGACAACUCGAGAAAUGGAACUCAAUGGCUUUGUUAUACCAGAAGGAUGGAAAAUUUAUGUCUAUACAAGAGAGGUGAAUUAUGAUCCUCAAAUUUAUCCGGAUCCAUACACUUUCAAUCCGUGGAGAUGGCUGGAAAAGGGAUUAGAGAGCCAAAAUAACUUCCUUGUGUUUGGAGGAGGGACCAGGCAGUGUCCUGGAAAGGAACUUGGAAUUGCGGAAAUAUCAACUUUCCUUCACUACUUUGUUACUAGAUACAGUUGGGAAGAAGUAGGGGGGGAUGAGCUAAUGAAGUUUCCAAGAGUUCAAGCACCAAAUGGACUACACAUAAGGGUUUCAUCCUACCAUCACCACUCUACAAAUGAAUGACGAUAAUAAUAAUGUAUAAAAAGAAAAGAAACUGGAAGAGAGCUGAUCUCUUCAUUCUCUCUAACACAAGUACAAAGUGUGCUGGAAUGAAGCUCCACAUUUUUGCAGGAAUCAAAUUCUGUUCUACCAUUUUUCCCAUUUUCAUAUUGUAUUGCACAAACAUACCCUCAUGGACUUUCCUCAUGUGCAAGUAGUUAUAAGUUAUAGUCUCCACAUAUGCAAGAUACAAUAAUGUACAUUGUAAUAUAUUUUACUACUACCGUAUAGUCAGUAAUAUAUGGCCUACCUUUGUCUGAAUAUUUACUUAUUGUCCUUUCAC